AUGCAUUUGGUGAUGGCUGCGAGUCCUUUCAUUUUCAUUACUCUAUUUCUGUCAGUGGUCGAAACCAAGUUCUACAGACCACUCCAGUAUAACCAGUAUAAAGCCGGGCUCAAUCAACACCAUGACCAAGGGAAACCUACCAGCAGACACAAGAACCACUGUGCUUAUGUCACUGAGAAGACGGUUUCCUUCACUGUGCAGGAUGGGGCAGCCCCCUAUGUAAAAGCCGAAUACAACAAGUGUACCAGGGGUCAGAAAUGUCCAACGCUGAUGUACCGUCUGCUCUACAAACCAUUGUUCAAGGUGGCGCAUAAAACUGUCACAGAGCUGGAAUGGCGAUGUUGUCCAGGGUACUCUGGCUAUGGCUGCAUGGAGGGUCCUCCAGUUUACCAACACCCGAUGAAAAUGAUGCCACCAUUCAAGGGCCCUCCAAUGAAAGGCCCACAGUUCAAGGGGCCACAGUUUAAGGGCCCAAUGUACAAAGGCCCCAUGUUCAAGGGUCCCAUGUUUAAAGGCCCCCCUAUUAACGCUGCUGUGAAGGCCAACCCAUGGAGUCAAGCCAAAGGACCGCCCACCGGCAGCUUCAACUACCAAAUGCGUCACUUUGAGCCUCAGACCUCCUCCUUCUAUCCAGAAACCUCCUUCCAGCCCUAUUCACCUGAGCCGGAGCCAGAACAACAGCCGAUGCCAGACCACCAGGAGCCACAUAACACCGAACAUGACCAAGAACAUGACCAAGAACACGACCAAGAACAUGAGCAUGAACAUGAGCAUGAACAUGAACAUGAGCCCAGCCACAGACCUGAAGAACACAUACUAGAGGAAAUCCCUCCUCCUUCCUCUGGAGGGGAACAUCCUGAGGGCGAGACCACAGGCCAGGCUCUGGACACUGAGACAGACGAGCGCAUAUAUCGAAUGGAGGAAGACGUGCAACGUCUAAACAUGGGUUUGGAGACCUUGAGGGCGACUGUAAAUGGCCUAGAAGACAGUCUACGAGCAUCUCUGAGGGAGGACGCCAACAGGAUGCUGUCAGCUCUGUUCUCUGCUGCCCCGGGGCCUGUUCCGGCUCCAGCUGUAGCCUCUAAUCCAUCCACCGUCGGUUUUGCGGAGAUUCCCGGGGGGGAUGCUGGGUCAGAGGGUCUUGAUGGCAGACAAGUGUUCACAGGUCUUACAGAACUGAAUGGAAGAGUAGAGGAGCUCAGGGCCGAGAUGCAAGCCAAGACGGUAGAGCUGCUGGAACUCAAAGCAACAGUGAUGGGACAUGAUGGACAGCUGAAAAAGGUGCCAGACAGAGCGGGAGCGGUAUCGAACUCUACUGACAAUUUUGCCCCGGGAGCAAUGGGAAAGAUGAUGGAUGCCAAGCUGAAUGCAGCCAGGACAGAAAUCCUCGGUGGGUUUGAGAAGCGUGUGGAGAGUGCAGAGGGCCGAUGUGAGGAGAAAGCUGGGGAUGUGCGACGUCAGUGCCAGAGGGAGCAAGGUGAAAGGCAGGAGAAGAUGGAAGAUGCUCUGCAUGAAAGUGAGACCGACUUUAGAACAGAGCUGAUAAAGCUCCAGGCACAGAUCCAUGGUUUCAAGGCUUCAGAAAGCUGCUGUGGCAGAUUCAGUGGAAUGGUUGAAAGGGUGCGACUGCUGGAAACAUCUGUGGCAGGCCUCAACCAGUCCCAGGGGCACCUGAGAGUGGAGCUCGGUGGACACAGAGACCACAUUGAUGGAUUGAUCGAGGGACGUCUGGUGUAUGUUGAGGAAAAGCUCAACCUGACUGGGCAGAUGCAAAGUGAUGAGACAGGGAGAAGGAGUGUCCCACACCGAAAUGAGACUGGGACGGGCCUGGAGACCAGAGUGGAGGGGAAGCUGAGGGCUCUGGAAGGACGUCUACUGAUGGCUUUGGAGGAGCUCGGUAACACCACUGCCCCUGCACUGCUGGAGGGUCAUGCUGUUCCCGCUCUGGAGACAGAACUGGACUCCAUCCGAGAAAGAAUAGAGGUGGAUGUGGACCGAGUGCAGAAACACCUGAAUAAACUUGAGCUACGCUGCUCGUCGUCCUGUUCCUCACCUCAACGCCCAUCUGUCAUUCAGGGAGACUCUGCUGUGCCAAGUGCAGAGGAGGAGUCCGUCAAGGAUGUGUUGGACGUGCAAGAAGACCGUUUGAAUACCUUUAAUGUGACACUGCAGAACAUCCUGAGGCGUCUGAGCGUUAGGGAGCAACAGGUACAAGCUGAAGCAGAUGCUCCUACCCAGGGAGAGCUCACUAUCCUCAAGUUUAAUGUUCGCUCAGUCAACCGCACUCUGAGAGUCAUCCAGAGCUCCCUGGGAACAGUCGUCCACCAAGUUGGUCAAGCCAACAGCUCCUGGCACGAGAGAGAGGCUCGUCUCGCCCAGCAGAUAAAGGGAGUGGUCAAUCUGGUCGGACAUCAAGCUUCCAUGCUUGGGGCAGGUGAACGCAGACUGACCCGUCUUAAGGGUGAGCUGCACGAGAUGAAGAGGCGGCUAGCGGACGAGGUGCAGGGCUGCCGGAGCACAGCUAUGGGGGUCCAGAAAGAGGUGACAGUGGUUGAGGGGCGUGUUACCAGUGUGGAAGACCAGUGCAAAGGCCUAAAUUACAUGGCAGAGGACCUGGAGAGAAUCAGGGAGGAGCUGGAGAAACAAUCAAAUGGACUUCUCCUGCAAGUAAAUGGCACUCUGUCCAGCCACGCUCAGCAGCUGACUGAGCUGAGAGGUGAAGUCAGAAACUGCACUGAAAAGGCAGAGCCAGCCCCCCCGAGUAUAGAGCUGGAGUCAGAGCCAAGGCGAGGGGACACCUUCACUUUGAACUAGUUCAGUGUAUACGGACAAUGGGUUUGAAAAAAAUGAAUCAAAUGGGUCAAAUAUUCUGCAGGUGUAGUGGCAGUCCACUAAAAACCCCAUGUUACCGUCUGAAAUCUGUAAAAUACAAAGGUUUUGAAACCUGCACUGAAAUGGCAGCUAAUUCCACCUGCGCUCAUAACACAGAAUCCUGACUUUAUAUCUUUGAGGUGCUAAGAUGAACAGUUUGUUUCAAUGGACAGUUAUUAAGAGCCUGAAGUAUUGAGGAGAACAUCAGCAGACUGCACCUUACUGUACCGUCUCUGUAAAGAUUAUGAAAUUAACAGUUGUUUGACAAUGUUUACAUGUUUAAGUUGUUUUGUAUUGAAUCUUCUUUUGUCUUUUCUAGAAGUACCCAAGAUAUUAUGUUUUUAUAUGGUUUCCCUUUUUUGUUUUUUAGCAUUACCUUCUCUUCUACUUGUAUUCCUGCAUAAAAU
Molecule: messenger RNA, 3278 nt
Organism: Platichthys flesus (European flounder)
Lineage: Eukaryota; Metazoa; Chordata; Actinopteri; Pleuronectiformes; Pleuronectidae
Gene: emilin3a
Product: elastin microfibril interfacer 3a
Exons: 4
Coding region: 1-2814 (937 amino acids)
Cellular component (GO): extracellular matrix
Molecular function (GO): protein binding
Source: RefSeq, a predicted model, not a curated record